GUCGGUAGGCGGGAAAUGGCGACUGGCUGAAGGAGCUGGUUCUGUCGCUGCUGCGGGCUAAGAGGGAAAGACACCACACAUUGCGCAGUCAGGACCAUCGCCGGAGCCUGAGGACACUUCUCUGUCGUCACAGUUAGUUUUACAUGUGGCACUCAUAAAAGAUGAGGCUGAGAACACGGAAAGCUUCUCAGCAAUCAAAUCAAAUCCAAACACAACGCACUGCCAGAGCAAAGAGGAAAUAUUCAGAGGUUGAUGAUAGCCUGCCCUCAGGAGGAGAAAAACCACCGAAGAAUGAAACUGGCUUGUUGUCCUCAAUUAAAAAAUUCAUUAAAGGAAGCACACCCAAGGAAGAGAGAGAAAAUCCUUCAAAACGGAGUAGAAUUGAACGUGAUAUAGAUAAUAAUUUGAUCACCUCAACACCAAGAGCCGGAGAAAAGCCUAACAAACAGAUAUCUCGAGUAAGACGGAAAAGUCAAGUAAAUGGAGAAGCUGGUAAUUAUGAAAUGACAAAUCAACACGUAAAACAAAAUGGAAAAUUAGAAGAUAAUCCUUCCUCUGGCAGUCCUCCAAGGACUACAUUGUUGGGGACCAUAUUUUCUCCUGUCUUCAACUUUUUUUCACCAGCAAAUAAAAAUGGAACAUCAGGAUCAGAUUCCCCAGGACAGGCUGUGGAAGCUGAAGAGAUAGUAAAACAACUUGAUAUGGAACAGGUGGAUGAGAUCACUACCAGUACUACUACGUCAACUAAUGGAGCGGCUUACUCAAAUCAAGCAGUUCAAGUGAGGCCAUCAAUAAAUAAUGGAUUAGAAGAAGCAGAAGAAACAGUUAAUCGUGAAAUCCCACCCCUUACAGCACCAGUAACUCCAGAUAGUGGUUAUUCAUCAGCUCACGCGGAGGCCACCUAUGAAGAAGACUGGGAAGUAUUUGACCCCUAUUAUUUCAUCAAACAUGUUCCACCACUGACAGAAGAACAACUAAAUAGGAAACCUGCUCUUCCAUUGAAAACAAGAAGCACACCAGAAUUCUCCCUAGUUUUAGACUUGGAUGAAACACUAGUACACUGUAGUCUAAAUGAGCUAGAAGAUGCAGCACUUACUUUUCCAGUCCUUUUCCAAGAUGUCAUUUAUCAGGUUUAUGUGAGAUUAAGACCGUUCUUCAGGGAGUUCCUGGAACGAAUGUCUCAGAUGUAUGAGAUCAUUCUUUUUACUGCUUCUAAGAAGGUGUAUGCAGACAAGUUACUGAACAUACUAGACCCUAAAAAGCAACUGGUCAGGCACCGGCUUUUCCGUGAACAUUGUGUUUGUGUACAAGGAAACUAUAUAAAAGACUUAAAUAUCCUUGGAAGAGAUCUUUCAAAAACUAUAAUAAUUGACAACUCACCACAAGCCUUUGCAUAUCAGCUUUCUAAUGGAAUCCCUAUAGAAAGUUGGUUUAUGGACAAAAAUGACAAUGAACUCCUAAAGUUGAUUCCAUUUCUGGAGAAGCUUGUAGAACUGAAUGAAGAUGUCCGACCUCACAUCAGAGACAGAUUUCGCUUGCAUGAUUUGCUGCCCCCAGAUUAAGUACAAAAACUUGUCAAAUCACUGAAGGGGGAAAGAAUGCAGGACCCUUUUGGACUAAGACAAAAACAUUGCCAUUACUGUUGAAAUUUUGCAUUUUUGUACCCCGUCUUGCUUUUCUUAUCUUUGGUGCCCAAUAAUAAUCAAGGGUUACAGAAAGAGACUUUAUCUAUCUCAGAUUGAAUACAUACAGUAGGUAGGCUAAAACAGAAGAGUCUUUAGAACUAGUGCAACUCCAGUGAAAUUUUUUUAUGUACAGACAUCUGCAGUUUAUAAAGAAUUCUGUUUCUGCCACCAGCAGUUUGACCUGUAGUCACACAGGAUUUUAUGAUAAUAACAGAGAUGAAAAUGGACUUUUAUUUUCUCUCUGUUUGGUGCUCUAAGUGGGUUUGUAGCCACUUUUCUGUUACUUUACUAUUCUCAUUUCAACAGGAAUGGCCAGUAAAAGUUGUUUUAUUUUUCCUGUUAAGGUUUAUAACCUUUUUACAUUUUUGACCUGUAUUAGAUUAGAAUUUCAUUAUGCAUUCCUUUUAGUUGAGGCGCUUCAUAGUUUCCUGGAAAUAGUCAAUUUUUAGGUUUUUUAUUAUACAUUUGAAUGGCCGUUUUCCUGCUUUGUCUGCCUGCAUAUUGUAUAUUUGUUUAAAAAUAUUCUCUACUUUUAGUCCAUGUAAGUUUCAUUUAAAAAGACAUGCAUUUAUAUUUUGUUUCUGUAAUAUUCUACUGUAGGUAAAAUCUUUUCAAAAAUCAAGAGACUGGGUAGAUAAGAUAUAUGAAUGACUAAUAUUCAAAAGAUUUAAACCAUUGUGAUGGCUUGUAUUCCUAAAUGGUAAUAUCUUGCAAUGGCACACAGAUUUAUGGAUAAAGGUAUACCUCAGACUUCACUGUGCUCACCAAUCUUUGAGGAGAAUGAGUUUGGUCACCUGUUGGGCUUGAUUUAGUUACUGCUGCCUUUGGUUUUCUCCAGGAGUGAAGUAUUCAGCACAGUGAUUCAGUAUUUUUAGUUACUUUGCAUGGGCUGGUAGUACCUCUGUUAUGCUCUUGGUUACAAUCAAUUUUAAAACUCUGUGUAACAGUCUUGGUACCUAACAGUAGCUAUGCAUAAUCCUGUGGCACAGUACACUCCCAGGCCACCAAUGCAGUUAAUAUGCUCUCAUAGUGGUUUUCUAUGCUAUAUGAAAAUAGUCUUCAAGCCUUGGUUCUCUAAUGCAGCUACCACAAGAGGUCAAUAUUUUUAUAGUGGUGUGUAAUCUCCUUUUCGGGAGGCUUUUUAUGGAAGGUAGAAUUUGUAAAAGUUAGUAUGCUUUGCCUCUCGACUGCAUUAACAUGCCACAGGCUCAGACUGUUUUUGUGUAAAGGAUGUCAAAGAACGGCACUUUUUCUAAAGAGAAGUUUGAUAUUUUGUAUGCUUGUUAAGAAAGUACAGUAUUGGAAAUUAAAGGUGGACAACUGAUAA
Cynocephalus volans (Philippine flying lemur) is the source of this 3012-nucleotide messenger RNA. It is a transcript of the gene CTDSPL2, whose product is annotated as CTD small phosphatase like 2. Gene Ontology annotation, molecular function: phosphoprotein phosphatase activity. The transcript has 13 exons. Bases 162 to 1562 code for a protein of 466 amino acids. The record is from RefSeq and is a predicted model, not a curated record. Lineage: Eukaryota; Metazoa; Chordata; Mammalia; Dermoptera; Cynocephalidae.